ACGACUACAAACGCAGAAUUGAAACUCUUCCAUUAUAAUCAACAUUGCGAGAUUACGCUCAAUAAAAGUUCAAGCUAUAGCUGCCUAGACUGUUUUUUUGAACGAUGGAUUUAGUGAAUCACUUGGAAGACAGAUUACUGUUUGCUGUCCCUAAGAAGGGGCGUCUUUAUGAGAAGGCAAUUCAAUUACUCAAGGGCUCAGACGUUGAGUUCCACAGACACAACAGAUUGGAUAUCGCUCUCUCUACAAACCUUCCAAUCGCACUUAUCUUCCUUCCUGCUGCUGAUAUCCCAACCUUUGUGGCAGAAGGUCGUUGUGACUUGGGUAUUACUGGUGUUGACCAGGUUAAGGAGUCUGGUGUGGACGUUGAAUUGCCAUUGGACCUCAAUUUUGGUAAGUGUAGAUUGCAAGUUCAAGUCCCAGUGAACGGUUCCAUCAAGGAUACAAAGCAGUUGGUUGGUAAGACCAUCGUUUCUUCGUUCACAAAGCUCACCACAGAAUACUUUGAGAAGCUCGAGGGUGUCCCACCGGGUGCUCCACUCAAGACAACCAUCAAAUACGUUGGUGGCUCAGUCGAAGCAUCUUGUGCUCUUGGUGUUGCAGAUGCCAUUGUUGACUUGGUCGAGUCUGGUGAAACCAUGAGAGCUGCCGGUUUGGUGGACAUUGACACAGUCCUGACCACGUCAGCUUACUUGAUUCAAUCCAAGGAAACUGCCUACCCUGAGUUGGUGAAGAAGAUCACUGGAAGAAUCGAAGGUGUUCUUACGGCCCAAAAAUUCGUGUUGUGUACCUACAACGCACCAAGAGACCACUUGGAUCAACUUCUCGAACUCACACCAGGUCGUCGUGCCCCAACUGUGUCACCAAUUGAUGACGAUGGCUGGGUCGCCGUCUCCUCCAUGAUCCAGAGAAAGGGUAAGGGUGAGAUCAUGGACAAGCUCAAAGAGCUUGGUGCAUCUGAUAUAAUGCACAAGAUGGACACUAAGACCCCAGUUACCCUUGCUAGAGUUAAGAAGGUUCUCGGUAGAACCGGUUCCCGUGGUGGUGUCACCCAAGUCAGAGUUGAGUUCUUGGAUGACUCCUCCAGAACCAUUGUCAGAAACGUCAAGGGCCCAGUCAGAGAGAACGACAUCUUGUCCUUGAUGGAGUCUGAGCGUGAAGCUAGAAGAUUGCGUUAA
Molecule: messenger RNA, 1178 nt
Organism: Williopsis jadinii
Lineage: Eukaryota; Fungi; Ascomycota; Saccharomycetes; Phaffomycetales; Wickerhamomycetaceae
Gene: HIS1
Product: ATP phosphoribosyltransferase
Exons: 3
Coding region: 105-1178 (357 amino acids)
Biological process (GO): translation; L-histidine biosynthetic process
Cellular component (GO): ribosome; cytoplasm
Molecular function (GO): ATP phosphoribosyltransferase activity; structural constituent of ribosome; magnesium ion binding
Source: RefSeq, a predicted model, not a curated record